Molecule: messenger RNA, 1807 nt
Organism: Capsicum annuum
Lineage: Eukaryota; Viridiplantae; Streptophyta; Magnoliopsida; Solanales; Solanaceae
Product: F-box/FBD/LRR-repeat protein At1g13570
Exons: 4
Coding region: 501-1769 (422 amino acids)
Molecular function (GO): protein binding
Source: RefSeq, a predicted model, not a curated record
AUUACAUUUUUAUCAUCUGGGGAUCAUUAAAUCAACUAAAUUCUAAUUGGAUCUUGUCCAAAAAGUUCAAUUUUUAUGUGUAUAUAGGCCAUAUAUAUGGUGUAGAAGUUAAAGUGUGUGUGUCUUUGUUUUGUUUUGUUAAUUGGAAAAUUCUUGAAUUAGGGAGUCUGGGUUUUGCAAACACUGUAUCCCCUAUGUGGUUGAAUCAACAUGAUUUUGAGAAUAUUUUUCUAUUGAUUUUGAUGGUUACAAGUUCUAUUUAUUUCUUGGAAACCCAAUUAAAUUUUUUAUUUUAUUGAGGACAGAGAUGAAAUGGGUAGAGUUGCUUUAUUGAUUACCUAUAGGUAAUUGGUUUGAGGCGUGGUAACAGUCUCUUUGCUUAAAUCCAUGUUCCCUCCCAGUGGCGGAUUUAAUAUUUUCACUAAGGAGGUUCUGAAAAAAAUGUAGUGCUUGCGGUUUGAACUUGGAAGUUCAAGAUAUUAUCCAACUGAAGUUGAUGAAUGGACACUGAUUCAGGUAGAGAUUUAAUAAGUGAUUUGCCUCAAAGUAUCAUAGAAAGCAUCCUCAUAAAAGUUCCAUUACUCGAUGCUGUAAGGACAAGCAUAUUGUCAAGAAAAUGGAGAUACAAAUGGGCAACCAUUACACAACUUGUUUUUAAUGACACAUGUCUGAUUCCUUGCAAUGACAAAUCAAUUGUCAGUUGCAAUCUGGUAAAUUUCAUUACCCGUUGCCUGUUUCUUCAUGAUGGACCGAUUCACAAAUUUGAGUUGAAUACUUCCUACUCGCCAACUUCUCCUGAUUUAGAUCAAUGGCUACUUUUCCUUUCUCGUAAAGAUAUCAAAGAGUUGAUUAUUGAUAUAGGAGAAGAUGACUGGUUUAGAGCACCUUCUUGUGUGUUCUUUUGUCCUAAGUUGACUCAUUUGGUGCUUGUUCGAUGUGAAUUAAACCCACCUCCAAAUUUCAAAGGAUUCUUGUAUUUGAAGCACCUUAGUCUCCAACAAGUUAUUAUUCCUCCACAUGAUAUUGAAGUUCUGAUCUCAAGUUGCCCUCUUCUUGAGAGCUUGACAUUGUCAUAUUUUGACAGUUUGGAGCUUACUAUUCGAGCUCCAAAUCUCAAAUAUUUGAAUUUGGAAGGUGAAUUUAAGGAUAUACGCCUUGAGAAUACUCCAUGUCUGGUCGGUAUUUCAGUUGCUAUGUAUAUGACUGAUGAUAUAGCUGAGCACUUUGAACAAAGCUCAGGUUGCAAUUUUGACAAGUUUCUUGGUGGGGUUCCUUGCCUUGAGAGGCUAAUUGGCCAUAUUUACUUCACUAAGUAUUUGAGUAUAGGUAAUGAACAAGGAAGCUUUCCCGUUAUAUAUCAAAAUCUGAAGUUCAUUGAACUGUACCAAGUUAGUUUUGAAGACAUGAAAGAGUUACUUGUUGUGCUUCGCAUGAUUGUGAGCUCCCCGAAUCUAGAAGAGCUUCAAAUAUCAAGUUCCUCAAUUACAACCACCGCUGAUAUUUAUGAUCUGGAUUUUUGGGAGAAAGACUGGCCUGCUGACUGCACAUUUAGUAAACUGAAGAUUGUGCACAUGACUGAUUUCUCUGGACUGCCGCAUGAAAUUGCAUUUAUCAAAUUCUUACUUGGACAUUCCCCUGUUCUUGAACAAAUGAUUGUUGCUCCUACUAUAUAUGUCACGGAUAAAGUGGUGAAAAUGUUGAUCGAUUUGUUAACUUUUCGACGUGCUUCUCCUCUAGCUACAGUUAAAUUUGUUCAAGAGCCAUUGUAGGAUGCAGCUCAUUCAUGUAUUAGAUUUAUGUUGUUUCC